Messenger RNA from Malania oleifera, 1420 nucleotides. Its product is annotated as omega-3 fatty acid desaturase, endoplasmic reticulum-like. Gene Ontology annotation, biological process: lipid metabolic process. The transcript has 9 exons. Gene Ontology annotation, molecular function: oxidoreductase activity, acting on paired donors, with oxidation of a pair of donors resulting in the reduction of molecular oxygen to two molecules of water. NCBI's taxonomy places the organism in Eukaryota, Viridiplantae, Streptophyta, Magnoliopsida, Santalales, Ximeniaceae. The record is from RefSeq and is a predicted model, not a curated record. Bases 72 to 1223 code for a protein of 383 amino acids.
ACUCGCUGGUCCGUCUCUUAAAAAAACAUACCAAGUCUCCAACCCACCCACUACUUUUAAGCAUACUGCCCAUGGAGAAAGUGCAUCACUCAAAGAUUGGCUCUGAUCAAGGAGCCGCAGACAAAGAUUACGGGGUCAUCAACGACGAGGAUGAGUUCGACCCGGCCGACCCGCCCCCGUUUCAGAUGGCCCAGAUCCGUGCGUCAAUACCCAAGCACUGCUGGGUCAAGGAUCCAUGGCGCUCUCUAUCUUAUGCCCUCAGGGACUUGGCCGUCAUUUUCACACUCGCAGCUGCCGCCGCUUACUUCAACGGCUGGUACUUUUGGGUCUUCUACUGGGCCGCUCAGGGCACCAUGUUUUGGGGCCUCUUUUGUCUCGGCCAUGAUUGUGCGCACGGGAGCUUCUCUGAGAAUAGCACGCUAAAUGACGCAGUGGGGCUUUUCAUUCAAACUUUAAUUCUCGUACCUUACCAUCCAUGGAAAAUUAGCCACAGACAUCACCAUCAAAACCAUGGAAAUGUGGAGAAAGAUGAAGCAUGGGUUCCGAUCUCAGAGAAAGUAUACAAGAAUUUAGAUUCAACGACGCGAAUUCUUAGAUUCACCUUGCCUUUCACCCUCUUUUCCUGGCCUUAUUAUCUGUGUCUUGGGAAUUUUGGGAAGAAGAGAUCACAUUUCAACCCAUAUAGUGAAUUAUUCAAACCCAGUGAGAGAAAAGAAGUGAUGAUUUCAAUUGGUGCUUGGGGUGUAAUGGUGGCUGUGCUUGCCUGGGCUUCCUUCUCUUUUGGUCAUCUUCAACUCCUCAAAGUCUAUGCUGUUCCAUACAUGGUUUUUGUAAUGUGGCUAGAUUUCGUUACGUAUUUGAACCAUCAUGGUCAUGAUUAUAAAGUUCCAUGGUACCGUGGCAAGGAAUGGAAUUUUCUAAGAGGAGCAUUAACGACAUCAGAUCACGAUUACGGAUGGAUCAACUAUAUCCAACAUGACAUAGGAACCCAUGUCAUACACCAUCUCUUCCCUCGAAUCCCACACUACCACUUAGUUGAAGCGACAAAGGCAGCUAAGCCAGUGCUGGGGAAGUACUACAGGGAGCCCAAGAAGUCAGGCCCAAUAUUCCCAUUUCAUUUAAUUGGGCUUCUGGCGAGAAGCAUCAAGCGGGACCAUUUCGUCAGCGAUACCGGAGGCAUUCUGUACCAUCAGACAGAUCCAGACCUCUACAAAUUCUCUUAGGCCCGGCCCAUGUGACUAUCACCACUUUCAUCAGCCCAAUCUAUGGCCCGUUCUAUAAGGGAUAGUUUUUUUUUUUUUGCUAGUUUGCGAAUGUGUGUUGCAUGAGAUAUUAUUAGCAUGUUGUAACUAAUAUUAUAUUCCAGGUUUGAAGUGUGUGUUUCUUCGGUUUCAAAUAUAUAUAUAUAUAUAUAUAUAUA